CUGUGCUUCUUCCCGUCAAUAUCAAGUACUGCACUCCAACCGUUGGAGCGCGGCCCAGUGAUCAACGCCUGGUCUCAAGCUGUAUGCUCGGUGAGACGGGACUCCUGCAGACGAUCCACGACCGGUUCCUUGCGCCACUCGGCCUUCCCAAGUUAGCCACUCGGACCAGGGGCUAUCAAUCACUCGACUUCAGCGACGACGACAUGACUCCCGAAACGCCUACCGAGGCCAUCGCGCCGGUUCUCUCCAAGGCGGCGCCCGACGCGGCCGACUACGGCGCCGCCGCCGACCCCGUCAAAGACGUGCGGGAGAGCUCAACCCCCUCGUCCGAGGCCGAAGCCGAGGCGGUCGCCGCGGGACUCUCGCAGCUCGAGGCGCGCGACGUCCACUGGUACUCGUACUUGCUCACGGUCGACUUCUGGGCCGUCAUCGCGGUCGGGCAGAUCCUGUCGCUGUGCAUCACGGCCACCAACACGUUCACGAGCUUCCUGUCGAGCGUGCACACCAUCAUCCCGGCCUUCCAGACGCUCUUCAACUACGCGCUCCUGGUGCUCAUCUGGCUGCCCGUCACCUGGCACCAGCACGGCUUCCGGCGGUGGGGCGAGAUCGUGCUGCGCGACGGCUGGAAGUACUUCAUCCUCUCGUUCCUCGACGUCGAAGGCAACUACUUCACCGUGCUGGGGUACGACUACACGACGAUUCUGUCGGCGCAGCUCAUCAACUUCUGGUCCAUCGUCUGCGUGGUCACCGUCUCGUUCCUGCUGCUGCGCGUGCGCUACCGGCUGCUGCAGCUCGCCGGCAUCCUCAUCUGCUGCGGCGGCAUGGGCGUGCUGCUGGCGAGCGACCACAUCACGGGCGCCAACGGCGGCGACGCGCCCGACGCGCUCAAGGGCGACCUGUUCGCGCUGCUGGGCGCCACGCUCUACGGCCUCAGCAACGUCUUCGAGGAGUGGUUCGUCAGCAAGCGGCCCGUGUACGAGGUGCUCUCCUUCCUCGGCCUGUUCGGCGUGUGCAUCAACGGCGUGCAGGCCGCCAUCUUCGACCGCGACUCGUUCCAGGGCGCCACCUGGAACGGCCAGGUCGCCGGCUGGCUGGUCGGCUACACGCUCUGCCUCUGCCUCUUCUACUCGCUGGCGCCGCUCAUCCUGCGCAUGGGCAGCGCCGCCGUCUUCGACAUCAACCUGCUGACCGCCAACUUCUGGGGCGUCAUCAUCGGCACGCGGGUCUUUGGCUACACCGUGCACUGGAUGUACCCCAUCGCCUUCGUCCUCAUCAUCUGCGGCUUGGUGAUCUACUUCUUGGCCGGCAGCAUCCUGGGCGACUCCAAGAAGCCGUGGCUCGGGGACAACCAGAAGGACGGCGUCGCGGGCAUCGGCACGGCCAAGCUGAAGGCGCUGAACGAGGCCCGGAGGAGGGGGCUGGCCGGAGGGAGCGCCGGGGGGCAGGUUUAGGAGGAGGCGUUGCGUAAGUUUGUCUGAGGGAGGUGUGAACGGGGUCAACUGUGUUGCAAGGCGCGAUGGCGGGCGGCAUGUUGUGGCGUUAUGUGGCUUUUUAUGUGUGGCAUUUUGUGGCAUGUUGUGGCAUGUUGUCAGGUUUCUCUCUGUCUCAAUCUGGCAGGGCAUGUAUCACCGAGAACAUGUUGGUCUACCGCCAUACACAUGUCUAACAAGUUCCAUAGCUCCGCUGUUGAGAGUAAUGAUUAAUGUGCGACGUUGUUCGCGGAUGGGGGAAAGGAGACGAGGGGCAGCAUAGGGUUAGGGGCUCCCUCAGCUGCGAGUCCAUCCGUUCCUGUGUCCAAAUGGACCCCGCAUUGAGCCGCUGUCAUGAUCACUGUCUCAAGCAUCUCCCGCGGCUUUCAGGAAUUUACCCCCAUGAUGUAAGGUGCCUGCACUGCCUGGUAGGUAAGGUAUGUACAGUACCUGUCAAUCCACCACAAUAUGUGCACUCGUGCCUGAUCCCAAUA
Thermothielavioides terrestris NRRL 8126 is the source of this 1963-nucleotide messenger RNA. RefSeq lists its product as uncharacterized. NCBI's taxonomy places the organism in Eukaryota, Fungi, Ascomycota, Sordariomycetes, Sordariales, Chaetomiaceae. Bases 204 to 1451 code for a protein of 415 amino acids. Gene Ontology annotation, molecular function: transmembrane transporter activity. Gene Ontology annotation, cellular component: membrane. Gene Ontology annotation, biological process: transmembrane transport. The transcript has a single exon. The record is from RefSeq and is a predicted model, not a curated record.